CUUCACCUCAGAAUGCUCUCCAGUACAGCGAGCAAUUACAGAAGUUGUUUUGUUAUUAACUUACCAGGUACAGCGGAGCUUCCUAAAGACAGAGAGGACAGCGGGCACAGUGGAUGAGGCGAGGAGGUGGACCGAGGAUGAAACAACAGCUAAAGCUAGCCUUGCUGAGAUAAUUCACUUCAAAUGAAAUGUAUAUGAUGACAGUUUUCCCUCAUCUGAAUCGGAGGUGGACUGGCUCUGGGCUGAAUUAGUGCUCCUCCAUUCUUCUGUGGGACUGCAACGAUGUUGGAAUGAUGUGCGCCUCCUGUGGGUUUACCUGGACAGGUAAUGGUGUCAGGAUGUCUGAGGAGAAGCAACGUUCUCUGUCCACCUCUGGGGAGUCUCUGUAUCAGAUCCUGGGCCUCGAGAAAGGCUGCAGCCAUGACGACAUCAAGAAAUCCUACAGGAAGCUGGCACUGCGCUUCCACCCGGAUAAAAACCCGGAUAACCCGGAUGCAGCGGAGAAGUUUAAGGAACUGAACAGCGCCCACGCCGUCCUGUCCGACCUCAGCAAGAGGAACAUCUACGACUCCUACGGCUCUCUGGGACUCUACGUGGCCCAGCAGUUUGGAGAGGACAACGUUAACACCUACUUCAUGCUGUCCACCUGGUGGGCCAAGGGUCUGUUUCUGCUCUGCGGGAUCCUGACCGGAUGUUACUGUGGCUGCUGCCUCUGCUGCUGCUGCAACUGCUGCUGCGGAAAACUCCGGCCAACUCCCAGCGGCGAGGGGGCGGAGCCAGAUUAUGUCUCCCCCGAUGACCUAGAGGAGGAGAUACGCAAUAAUCCAGAAAAUGACAUGGACGUGCCGAUUGUCCACCAGCCGUCCAACUCCAGUGAGAAGACGCAGCUGAUUGGUGAUGGACAUCGCAGAUAUGGAGACACCUACACCUGAGGGUGGAAUCAGACAGGAAAUGCAUCACUGCAGUGCACGAUGCGUCUCUGCAGUGAUCAGCAAACACGUUUCACUCUGAAAGCAGCCGUUUGACAUCUGAAGACAUCCUGAGACUGUGAAUGGGCUAUGAGAGGUCAAAGGUCACAUCUGUCUCUGAGGAUCCCUGCAGAUGUCAGACGGCUCAGAUAUUAACCACCACAUCUUCACUAUGGCUCCCACCUUUGAUCAGACUCUGAUUGGCUGUUGGAUAGUGAGAUAGGCGGAGCUUCUGGAUUUUUCUCCAAGAUGAGCAGAUGUCUGAUUACUGGUCACGUGAUGAUGUAAAUAACGCUUGGUUUUAGAGUUUAUUUCCUGUGUGAAGUGACACCUGUGGUCAUGUGACAUCGGCUGAGUUAAUAAAUGUUUGUGUGUGACCAGCGUGUCUUC
This is a messenger RNA of Melanotaenia boesemani (Boeseman's rainbowfish), 1358 nucleotides long. RefSeq names its product DnaJ (Hsp40) homolog, subfamily C, member 5 beta (gene dnajc5b). NCBI's taxonomy places the organism in Eukaryota, Metazoa, Chordata, Actinopteri, Atheriniformes, Melanotaeniidae. The transcript has 6 exons. The record is from RefSeq and is a predicted model, not a curated record. The coding region runs from base 291 to 932 and encodes 213 amino acids.